Gregarina niphandrodes is the source of this 1407-nucleotide messenger RNA. Its product is annotated as putative protein kinase. The record is from RefSeq and is a predicted model, not a curated record. Lineage: Eukaryota; Apicomplexa; Conoidasida; Eugregarinorida; Gregarinidae. The coding region runs from base 1 to 1407 and encodes 468 amino acids. Gene Ontology annotation, molecular function: protein kinase activity; ATP binding. Gene Ontology annotation, biological process: protein phosphorylation. The transcript has 4 exons.
AUGGACCAUCCGUUGAUCCCUUUCGUGCUACAAAACUUAUCAGAGAGGAGCGGCCGCCAAGAGGGGAUUAUAGUGCGGUACCGCGACCGAAGUAUCGUAACGUACAAUAAAAGAGAUGACACUAUCACCGUUAAGGGAAAGGUGAAUUUUGCGCCGAUUGUAUCUGAUUGUCCGUUAUGUGGUCAGCAAGUAGACCUGGAUUCGUUGAGUUACGAGGCCAAGGCGUAUUUUGCGUUGCUUCAGGAGGCACUUAAGACGUGGCGGGAGACUCACAAACAUGGGGCAAAAAGUGGUCACCGUAAUUCGAUGCAUCUAUUACCUUCGGACAUGAGUGACCUAACGAACCCUUUUAUGAGUUCUGCGACGCAGGAGGACCAAAACCUGAGAAACAUUCCCAAGCAUCUUUUGGUGGAUAAGUACUACGAGACAUUCUUCGUAGAGACCCGAAAGUUGGGUUCCGGUGCGUAUGGGCAAGUAUAUUUGUGUCAGCAUAAGCUGGAUGACCUGACCCUGGGUGCUUAUGCAGUGAAGAAGAUUCCAGUGGGGGAUAGCCGACAAUGGUUACAUAAGGUUAUUCGCGAAGUCAAAAUGAGAGAGGGCCUAAACCAUCACAAUAUUGUCUCCUACAAGCACUCUUGGCUGGAGCUGGUUAAGGGUCAAGCAAUUAAUGCUCCCGAAGUACCCUGGCUAUUCGUCCUCAUGGAAUACUGCAACGGCGGAGACCUCGAAGAAUUAAUAGAAGCUAUCGGAGAUGGACUGACUGACGAGAUGGUCUGGGUCUUAUUCCUAGAUGUCCUCUGCGGCCUUCAACAUUUACAUCAUACUGGCGUCAUCCAUCGUGACCUGAAACCCUCCAAUAUCAUGCUCAAAACCGAAGAUGCCGAUGGCCUUGAGUACUAUGGAACUUGCCACACUUGCCACGCUCUCCUAGCCGACUUUGGUACUGCGGAGUAUGUAAAAACUGGCAGUCGAAGCGGACUCGGCUUCACCGGGACUGUAGAGUACACGGCACCCGAACUCCUCGAACAAGACGACAUGGGCUGCUACACCCACAAUUACGAUUACAAGAGCGACAUGUGGUCGCUGGGCUGGGUGCUGUAUUAUCUAGCCUAUGGCGCAUUGCCGUUUGGCGAAGGGGAAGAAGGACCGGAUGGUGUGCGGAAGCAAUUAUUGGCCUUCAAGGCGAAACUCACAGGCACUCAACUCUCCCCCGCCGACAUUCCCUUUACCGAGACCCACAAGGCAGAAAGACCAGUACCGAUGCGACAAAUCAUUGCGGCCCUACUGAAUCCCGACCCGGUGUCGAGACCGUCUUGCGACUUCUUGUACAACCAUCAAUUCGUUAAAGAGAUCAACAGCACAUUGACAGUCAAGCCUCGCGUCCAACUUGCGGAGUUCCUGAGGUAG